AUGGUUGAUAUCAAUGAUUUUCAAAGGCUGGAAAAGGUCGGAGAAGGAACUUACGGUGUGGUCUAUAAGGCUCUAGACACCAAGAACAACAACCGUAUUGUUGCCUUGAAGAAGAUCCGUCUGGAAUCUGAGGACGAAGGUGUUCCGUCUACUGCGAUUAGGGAGAUCUCUCUGCUGAAAGAGCUUAGAGAUGACAACAUCGUCAGACUCUACGACAUUGUCCACUUGGACUCCCACAAGUUGUAUCUUGUGUUUGAGUUUCUGGAUCUAGAUCUCAAAAAAUACAUGGAAAAAAUACAGGGCGAAGAAGGUUUGGGCGGUGACAUGGUUAAACGCUUCAUGCUGCAGAUGAUCCGUGGACUCUACUACUGCCACGCCCAUAGAAUUUUGCACAGGGACUUAAAGCCUCAAAACCUGCUUAUUGACAAGGAAGGUAACUUGAAACUGGCAGAUUUCGGUUUGGCGCGUGCAUUUGGUGUUCCGCUCAGAGCAUAUACCCACGAAGUUGUCACCCUUUGGUACAGAGCCCCCGAGAUUCUGUUGGGUGGAAAGCAGUACUCUACGGGUGUUGAUAUGUGGUCUGUAGGGUGCAUUUUUGGGGAAAUGGUGGUUAGAAAGGCUAUUUUCCCUGGUGACUCUGAAAUCGAUCAGAUUUUCAGGAUCUUCAGAGUCCUCGGUACUCCUACCGAGGCUGUAUGGCCUGAAAUAAACUAUCUUCCGGACUACAAGCCAUCAUUCCCCAGGUGGAAACCAACAAGACUGGAGGACUUGACCCCUACUUUGGACAACGAAGGUGUUGAUCUCCUAAAGAAUCUGCUCGUCUAUGACCCAGCAUCUAGAAUCUCGGCCAAAAGAGCUUUGCUGCAUCCUUACUUUCAAGGGAAAGGUUAUCAUCCACCCGUUGAAGAUCAAGAGUUCCUCCAUCAUUCAAUGCAAGUUGACUCGUCCAGCGUUUACGUUUAG
Molecule: messenger RNA, 963 nt
Organism: Kuraishia capsulata CBS 1993
Lineage: Eukaryota; Fungi; Ascomycota; Pichiomycetes; Pichiales; Pichiaceae
Exons: 2
Coding region: 1-963 (320 amino acids)
Biological process (GO): G1/S transition of mitotic cell cycle; signal transduction; regulation of G2/M transition of mitotic cell cycle
Cellular component (GO): cytoplasm; cyclin-dependent protein kinase holoenzyme complex; nucleus
Molecular function (GO): cyclin-dependent protein serine/threonine kinase activity; ATP binding; cyclin binding
Source: RefSeq, a predicted model, not a curated record